Messenger RNA from Theileria orientalis strain Shintoku, 4629 nucleotides. RefSeq lists its product as hypothetical. The record is from RefSeq and is a predicted model, not a curated record. NCBI's taxonomy places the organism in Eukaryota, Apicomplexa, Aconoidasida, Piroplasmida, Theileriidae. The transcript is spliced from 8 exons. The coding region runs from base 1 to 4629 and encodes 1542 amino acids.
AUGGUUCAUUCACAGGAGUCCUUUAUAAUCGCAAAUUUUGUGUCGAAACUUCGGUCCUCGAGUCCGCUAAGUUGCGACUGUUUACCACAGGAAGCAGAGUUCUGCGAAAGCGACGCAGAUGUUACACUAUACGAGAGAUAUAUAGAAACCGGAAGAUGCCAAAAGAUUAUACAGUGUUCUCUAGAUGCCUUGUCAGUUAUUAGGGAGGUUAGUACGGGCUACGCCGACUUACACUGGAAUCCUGGCCUGAAGCCAGGAGAUGUGGCCACGUUUAAGAUCAUAUACCCAGUACUGAGAUCGUCAUUGGACUGCCUCCUGAAUCAGACAGCGCCGAAGAAAUCUGAAGCCAAGUUUAAGCCGAAAGAGCCGAAGGAAAAGUAUAACGAUUCGAGCACGCUGACGUUCGAAGGGCUGUUUCUACUAAUCAAAAAUUCGUUGGAACUUAUACACCCCCUGGCAUAUUCGUGCGACGGAGUUGUGCUGUCGCAGCUGAUCAGCCUGCUGGAGAGGACGAGUUACAGCGUGCACUUGGCAAACGCAAACCUGAGUAGCCUAACAGUAUACCUGUGCAGACUGUACUCCUUCGGAUACCUCAUCAGAGUCCCGGACAACGAUGACCUGAUCUUGAGACAGCACAGCGUGCUGUUCUACAGAGUAGUCUGCCUGGCACUCGCAAGCCCAGGAAAAACCGUGGACCCGAACGCACUGCUGUUCCUGAAGAGAGUGAAGGCGGAGAAUAUAGACGCAAACCUGGUGAUGUUCAUGAGUAAGUUCGUAGACGUGUGGUACGCCUCACUGGUUAAGCUGAUGGUGUCAAUAAGAACAGAUACGCUGCCGGCGCUGCUGUCAAGCAGGCAGGAGCCGACGGCAAAAAAAAGGGAGCCUGAAGCCUCGCAGGAAACCAACGAAGACCAAGCCUCGGGAUCGGAAUCAGAAGGUGAAAAGAGAUCGGCAGACAAGGGGAAAAAGCUGAUCACGAGCGACAAGGAACAGCUGCUGAUGAAGCUGUGCAAGCUGACGUACGAGACGCCGAAGUUGCCGCCAUCGCAUAGAAUGAGACUUAUCACGCAGAUAACGUUCAUACUGCUGGAGGCGAACAGCAACGAAUUGGAGCUGGAGGCACUGAACGCAAUACUGGCACUGCUGGACUUCUCAGACGAAAGCAACAGCGCAAUCCUGAAGAAUAACCUUUUGCCGCUGCUCAAGGCGCUGACGGGGGUCCUGAUGAACAGAGUGGAGGCGAGUGGAAUAGGUCUGGUUAACAUAGUGGAGGAAGUGCAAAUUGAAAAGUAUGUGCUACUGGUGUAUUGCCUGGGACAAGUGCUGCUCAACGUAGUCCUCUUCAAGCACGAGUACGACGAAGAAAACGUAGAUAAGUUCCUGCAGGAACAGAUAAAACUGAUAGACCCGAGGAGAGAAAAUAACGAUAGGGCUCUGCAGUCAUGGGACCUGGAGUUGUUUGAAAUGACGAGCAACAUAAUGAAGAUAUUUCAUCACCUGUUGAGCGUAAACGACGAUAAGGUGGACGAGGCAGUAACACACGUAAUAUGCUGGAUGUUGACGGAAACUAACUUUGAAUACACGUUUAAGUUAGCAGUGCCAAUAUGCUGCUUCAUGCUGAGGACAAAAAACAGUAGAAUGCUGGACGCAAUAUACGGAAAGUCAGGAACGAGAGUGACCACAACACAAAUAGCAAUCUCGACGAGUAAAAGGUGGCUGUCAGGAUCGAAGAUAUUUAAGACGUCACUGGAGUAUUAUUUAAACACACGCACGAAUAAUGAAUCGAGUGAUGAAAGAGGGAGUAAGGUAGGAGGAGACGCGGAAAGGACAGGCGAAGAUGAAGUGGACGUGUACCUGGAGACGGACACGGUGGUUAAAAGUUUAUUCCUGAACAUGUUUGAAAGUUACCUAGAGGUGAUGGUGGAGACGAGCGGAAACGUGGAGGAGGAGAUGGAGGAGUGUCUGGGGAUCUACUUCGCGUGCUUCGGCAUGGAGGACUACCUGAAGAGAAUGCCGCUGGAGAAAUUGUACAAAGUGCCAAUCACGAAUGAAAGGUACAGAGUGGAGUCGUACAGCUUCAUGCUGCCAGUGCUGAAGAGGCAGAUGAAGGGACUGAAGAUGAGGGAGUUCGCGAAGCACAUACUGCCAGUGCUGAACAGCCUCGACUACUUCGUUAAUAAGACGGCGCAGAUAAGGUGCAAGGCAGGAUCAAUCAAGGAAACAGCAGGGGAAGCAGAAGAAGGAGUGAAGAGGACGCCCUCGGAAAAGUGGGCGAAGAGACUGAGGUACAUCAGUAAGCUGGAAAGCGUGCACAAGGAGUACGAAGGAGUGUACAACCAGCUGCUGCAGCUGUGCGUGCCGCUCUCAAGUGACCCCGACGCAAUAGAAGUGCUGGUGGAAGACAACUACGCGCUGCUGAAGUACAUCGUGACGCUGCUGGACAAGGGCGCCGAGAGGUUUAACACGGCGUGCAAGGUUAUAGAAAACCUGGAGGGGCUGAACAGAGUGGGACUGGAGCUGAUAGGAAUCCUGGUGAAAAAGUACAUCAACAUAGAGAUAAACAUGGAGAGGACGCCCGAUAACGGGAACAUGUGCGAAAACAUACUGGCAGCAAUAGGAAACGUGUCGAGGUUCUGCGCGUCUGAGGUGCUCUCGAAAAACCUGCAGUCGUUCGAAAAGGCGCUCAACGGAAAGAGGAACGACGCACUGGUGAGACUGUCGAAGGCACUCUUCCCGUACGUGAGCGACGACCUGAAGCAGACGAUGUACAGAAACUACCUGAGUCAGCCGAAAGAAAAGUACGUCUACGUGGCGCUGAAGGUGGCCCUGGAGACGGUGAUGGAAAAACUGGAGAAAAACAAGGACCUGCUGAGAGCAAUAAACAACGCAUCGCUGGACCCGUACAGAGUGAAACAGAAGAACGGAUCGUUAGAAAGGGCGGAAGGGAUGGAAGCAGGAGCAAGAAACGGGCAGUUGAGUAGCCUGGAGAUAACGCCAGACCUGCUGAAUGCGCUCAGUGGGUCGAAGCCAUGGAGUGCAGGACAGGGAGGCCAAGGAAGCAUAUCACUACCAGACACGCUCAGCAUGGCAAACGUGACAGGAAUGAUGGGAGGCGCAAGCGGUUUGCCAGGCCCAGGGGUCACUCCGAGUUUAGGAGCCACACCGCUUCGAGGCAGUGUGCGGGCCCCAGGAACCAUAGGAGUCGCAACGGCUGCAAUGGAGCACGCAGAAGAUAUGGGCGCAGUGGAUAAAAUGAAUGCGCAGAAUCUCACGGCUUUACGGGCUUCGACCGCGAGUGGUGGGACUAGUGACGCGAGAAGGUACGGAGAAGAGGCGACUCAGAAUGCUAAAGACCCGGGACUGAGGAAGAGUCCAAGGCUUAGCGGUAAGAUGACGCCGAGUAUGGGAAUCAGGGACAGUGAUGAUGAUGGAAAUGACAACAAUGACGGCGACCGUGCGCCAGAGAUGGAUCUGGACGACGCAAAUCCAGGUUCAGAAAAACUAAUGAGAGUCAAAAAAAUGAGCACAAGUGGGUCUGAGGACGUUAAAAGGAGAUCAGGACAAUCACUAUUAAGCGACGAGUCGACAUUGAGAGGAAGGAGGAGAGAAUUGUCACGCGACGGCAAGGAGAGGAGAGGUAGCGACGGGGAUGUGAGAGGCCACUCAUCAGAAGAGUUCGAGGAUUCGGAGGAGCACGAGAACGACGACGGCGCAGUGACUAAAAACUGGGAGGAAGACGAAGAGUACAAGUUCGUGAAGAUGGUGGUGAGGGUGAAUGGGAUGUGCGAGUUGGCGACGUACCUGGAGAUACUCUCGGAAAGCGUGGACACGGCGAAGCAGAGGAUAAGCUGCCUGGUGGCGUUCACGAAGCUGCUCCUGUACCUGAAGGAGAACCUGGACAACGUCGACUACGGCACGCUCAUAGCGCUGAUCACGAAGCCGCUGAUCUUCGAGUGCGUGGUCAACUGCUGCACGAACAACAAGGUGAACAGGGCGAGCUCCUUUUUGAUCUACCACAUGCUCUACAAGUUGAACGGGAACUACCACCACGUGUUGAAGGUGACGCUGUCGACGCUGUACUACAACCACGCGAUAAACAAGGAGGGAGAAAACGUCAACAUUGGGAUCAUGAAGCUGCUGUGUAACAUAUUCGGAGCGUGCUACAAGGAGUUCGACAACAUUGAGACGCUGAGGCUGGUGGUGUACCUGAGCGGAAGGCUCACGCAGUGCAGCUACAGGUUCUACGUGCAUCUGCUCAAGUUCUUCAGAGUUGUCAUGGUGCACAUGAACAACGACCACCUGAUACAGGCGGCGCAGCACAUGAUGAAGCUGUUCUACAACGAAAGGUACGCGAACAAGGCGAAGACGUACGAGCUCCAGCAGGAGUACCCGCACCCGUACAACGGCUUCGAACAGCUGCCGAUAGUGGACCAGUCCGUGCCCAAUAAUAAGGAGCACCUCCUGGUGCGAAGGAGAGCGGCCGCGGCGCACAAGUUGAGGAAGAAGGCGCUGGAGGAGAAGGAGAGGGAAAGGGACAAGGCCUACCGCUACAUCAAGAUCAGCAAGAAGGGGAGCAAGAAGGAGACCGUCAAGGUGCUGAAGAGCAUCAUCAAGAACAAACACAAAUAA